CGAACAUUGUCAAGAAAAACUUAGGACGUGUUCAUCCAAGAUCUGCCUGCCCUAUCUUUCGUUUCCGUUUUUCUGAUUUCCCCAAAUCCACCACCACCACCACCACCACCGUCUAUCUCCGUCACUACACCACCGCCAACGUCUAUCUGCACGGCUACUUCAUUCAUUCAUCAGAGAUAUCGAUCGAUCUAGAAGGAUGGGGUUUGUACUCACAACCUUGAUUUUCGCCGCUAUCGGGAUCAUCGCGUCUCUUUGUGCCCGUAUCUGCUGCAACAAAGGACCUUCUGCUAAUCUCUUCCACCUCACUCUGGUGAUCACUGCAACCAUAUGCUGUUGGCUGAUGUGGGCAAUUGUAUAUCUGGCCCAGAUGAAUCCGCUCAUCGUCCCAAUUUUGAGCGAAGGCGAAUGAGGUUAUUUUUGUGAAAAAUAAGAUAUUAAAUUUGUUUGCUCUCUUGCAUUUGUGAAUCAAGGACUGAAAGAAACCUUAACAAAGGUUUGUAAUUGUAAACCUCCUAGGUUGGUUUGUUCCUGGGAUGAAUUUGAUUGAUGUUAAAUCCAUGUGUGUUGGACAGUGACUGAAGGCUUAAUUAUGUGAUGUAAUAAAUGACCAAUUCAAACUCAAA
Messenger RNA from Helianthus annuus (common sunflower), 623 nucleotides. Its product is annotated as V-type proton ATPase subunit e1. NCBI's taxonomy places the organism in Eukaryota, Viridiplantae, Streptophyta, Magnoliopsida, Asterales, Asteraceae. Gene Ontology annotation, cellular component: proton-transporting V-type ATPase, V0 domain. Bases 197 to 409 code for a protein of 70 amino acids. The record is from RefSeq and is a predicted model, not a curated record. Gene Ontology annotation, biological process: proton transmembrane transport. Gene Ontology annotation, molecular function: proton-transporting ATPase activity, rotational mechanism. The transcript is spliced from 3 exons.